AUGCCUAUUUCGCUUGAGCUGGAUUCAGUCGGCUCGACAUCUCCUUCCCGCGCGGGCAGCGCGAUAUCCUCUGCUGGCUCGCCGUGGGAGCUGGUGGGCUCGGAGUGCGAGGAGCUCCCGGUCUUUCUUGCUGGGCAGGCGCUGUGCCUGCCAGAAGGCGGGGGUCGAAUCCUCGCGACGGCGCGCUGCGGCGGGCCGCUCCUGGUGUUCCUCUGGACGCUCGUGACGGUGGUCCGCGACCCGCCGAGCCCCGAGGAGGAGCCGCUGGAGGGUGAGGAGUUCACGCCCGAGCGGGUGAUGCCAGUGGAGGUAUGGAGCAGGCGCUACUAUCGCCGGAGCGCGACGGAUGGCGUGGAGAUCUUCCUUGUUCGACGGAAGACAGGAAAUUGCUGGGCAGCCCUGUUGCCCGACCUAUCAAUGGGGACCAUCACGAUCACUGCGAAGACGACGGUCUUCGCCGACCCCGUGCCAGGCAUCCGCUGGCAGGCUCUACCAGCACUCAGCCAGGUGCAGAAGGACAGCUUCAUGCAGCAGGCCACGGACGGACUGCGAGCAGGGACCAUUCCACCUUUGGAGUUGUACCGACCGGGGCGUCAGGCUCAGCAGGCGGUCGCCGUCAACGUGGUCUAUGCCGUGGCCAGUUCUGCACGCUCUUCGUUGCGUACGGUGCGGUGGGCGCUGCGCUCGCCGUAUCGGUUGCUGGGCUUGCUGGCGCUGGGCUUCGUGCUGUUCGAGGCUCUGAAGUACCUGGGGGUGGUGGACAUGAUCGUGGAGACCUGGCUCGCUUUCGUGAGUUGGAUGGUGACCUGCAGGGACACGCUCAUCGAGUCGUCCGAGACAAUCCAGGAGUGGGUGUCGUACGGUGGCGAGUGGUUGGAGUGGGCUCGAAAGCUCAUGCCGCUGCGGCGCUGGGCGGCCUUGCUGCUGGCCCUCAUCCUGCUCAUGAUCUGGGGAGCUCACGAGAUGCAGGAGGCGGAGGAGGCAGGUCAUUCAUCAGUGGCCUCGUCCUCUGCAUCGUCGGUGGUCGGAGACGUUGGAGGAGCCGCGGGCGUGGCGCCUCCGCUGCCGCCGCCGGUCGCGGCUCCGCCGCCCGCGGCGGCUCCGCCCGACGCCGCGCUCGUGGCCCAGUUGGACGACUUGGCCGAGUCCCAGAGAGCGAUGGCGGCGGAGCUGAACGAGAUCAGGAUUGCCGAACGUGCACGGGAGCUGAGGCGGUCGGCCAUGGUGUCGUCGAGCGUAGACCGCGGUGCCGAGGCGGCGGCUGCCAACCAGCUGCAGAUCCAGUCCAUGCUGAGUCGCCUCGACGAGUUCGAGGCUCGCUUGCAGGGAGGUGCGGCGGCGGGGUCCCCUGCGGCUGCCGCGGCCCCCUCUCCUGCCACCCCCGCGGGCGCGGCGGAGGGUCCCACCUCGCCUGCGCGCGCGGACGCGACGGUGCUGAUGGAGACUCCGGACAAGCGUGCUGCUUCGGAGCCGGCCGAGGCGGUGUCCCUGGCCAUCAAGCGGAUGAGGUUCAAGGCUCAGAUGCCGCAGCAGGUCUUCUUGGAGCAGCUGGAGGACUUCAAGGAGUGCCCAGCGUCAGAGUGGGCGACCAAGAUGCCCGAGGGCUACAGAGAGAGGAUCGCCCCGGACGUGCUCUCGGAGGUCUACUCGACGGGGAAGACGGCGGAGGCCUGGGCGAGGGACUUCAUCCGGGACCGGGGCCUCACCGACUGCAACACCGCUCGGGAGAUGAUCGCGACCUUCGCGGCCGUGGACACCAUGCUCAUGACGGACCGCCAGAAGGGGCUCUUGAAUCAGGUGAGCUUCGAGAGGCUGGUGCGAAAGGGUUACGCGUUGGUGAGGGCCUACCGCAACGUGCACUGCCGCGACGACUGGAGCAGGCCCAAGGACUCCAAGAGCUGGAAGUCCAAGGUCGACUGGGAGGCGGCGCGGCGUUUGGACCCGCAGCUGGCGGACGAGAGCACGAUCAGGGUCAUGAGUGCGGAGGAGGAGGUGAAGAAGGCCAUGGGUCGGGACGCGCAGUUGAUCAAGGCGCGCACGGACCUGGCCAACGUCGAGCUCACGGCGGGUGCUCUCACGCUGGCGGGAGGAGCCGCGAUCCUGCGGCUGCGUCCCGCCGCUACGGCGGCGGAGAACCAAUCCCGGUCUGUGUCGCCGAGAGUGGCUCAGAUGCUAGACGAUUUCCGGAGGGAGAUGCUGAAGGAGGACGGCGAGGAGUGCGUCAGGGCCGCGGAGGUGAAGAACUACGUGGACCCGCACUUCCGCCGAAAGAAGGACAUGCUGAUGCUGGCCAGGCGCAUGGCUCUGGCCGGGAUGUUGUGCCGCUGCGAGUCGAAGGUGGACGAGGUUGGGCUUUUCUGUGUGGUGAAGAAGGCCGAGAUCGUGGACGGCGAGCCCUUGGUGUCGUUGCGCUUGGUGUUCGACCAGCGGCGCUCCAACUUACGAUGGCGGUCGCCGCCGUGGUGUGCCAUGGGCGGUGUCAGUGCCAUGUCGUUCCUGGACGUGUCCGAGGAGAUGAUGGAGGAGGGCGCUCGGAUGGUCUUUGGGACUGGCGACCUCCCCGACUUCUACUACACGUUGGACUUGGGCGAGGCCAUCGCGCCCUACUUCGUGCUGCCUGGGGUCCGGGCUUCGGAGCUUCUCGACGUUCUCCCCUCGGACGCCUGCCUGAGUGGGUUGGGCGAGCACGUUGGUGUGCGGGUGGCGCUGAUGGGCUUUUCUUGGGCCUGCUGGAUGGCCCAGACGACCAUGGAGGACCUGUUCAACUCUGGUCCCUCCCUGGGUAUGCCCGCUCUCGCCGAGGAGCAGCGGCUGGCAGAAGGCGGUCCGCUGCCCCUGAUCAGUCGAGAGGUUCCCGCGGCCCACUACGAGUACAUCGACGACUUCGGCAUCAUCGGGGUCAGGGACAUCUGGUUGGGAGCCAAGUACUUGGUGAACGCCGCGGGCUUCAAUGUGCACAAGGACGACUGCUCGGGGCAGGCUCGGAUGAUCGGCGGGGACUUUGUGGGGACCCGCCUCGCCCCGAACCAGGACAAGAUGUGGUUGGCCGUGGCCGGGGUGAACGAGAUCCUCAGGCAGCGGUCGGAGUUCCCGGACGCGGUGGCCAAGAUCGUGGGUAUCCUGUCCUGGGGCUUUCUGAUCACUCGAGGGGCCCUGAGCAUCUUCUCGGAGGUCCUUCGCGAGCUGGCCUUGGCAGCGGCGGUGGUGCCGUUGGUGUCUGUCGACUUGGCCAUGCCCUGGGACCCCACGGUGACGAUGUUCGACGCGAGCCUCUACGGCGGAGCUAUCAUAUCUGCCCAGGCCGACACCCAGGAGAUGCGUCGCGAGGCUCGCUUUGCUGUCAGAGGAGGUUGGACCGUCUGGACUGGCAUCUCGUCUUCCUGGGCGGCGGACUCGUGGGCAGAAGGCGAGGCGUAUCGGCGAGUCGCCGAGGGCGUCGAGCUCGGGACGCGCGUGAGAGUCCCUCCGACGGGUCAGGUGAUCGAGGAGCUGGCGGACAUCGCGGAGGAGGAUCCGUUCGCGCCGCUGCGGCUGGGCUGGCCCGUGAGGGCGAAGGUGCUGCGCUUCCUGCACCUCUGCAGCGGCCACACGCGCUCGGGCGACUUGGAGUUCUGGCUCGCGCGUCUCGCGGCCCGUCGGGGGUAUGUGAUGCAGUGCACGAACGUGGACAUCGGGUUCGGGCCGGAGUUCGACCUGUCCGAGGAGGUGAACGUGCGGAGGCUGGAGCUGCUCGCCGAGCUGGAGGUGGAUGGAGGCCAUGCUGGGCCCUCGUGCGCUACGUGGUCGAGGGUGCGCUUCCAGCCAGGAGGACCUCCCCCUGUGCGCCUCCGCUCGCACCCCUGGGGCCGUCCAGGUCUGCAUGGCGCCGACUUGAGGAAGGUGGAGAUGGGCUCGGCGCAGUUGUUGAGCAGCCUGCGCGUGCUCAGGGCGAUUGGCCUCCGAGGUGGCUCGGUCUCGCUGGAGCACCCUGCCGACCCAGGGAAGCCUCCGUUUCCCUCGAUCUUCGCGACGCCGGAGGUGCUGGAGUGGGAGGAGACUCUCGGGGCCUACAGGGUGACCUUCCCUCAGUGCAUGUGGGGCUGCCCCGCUCUCAAGUUGACCACCAUCUCGGGAACAGCCAAGCACCUGCAGCGGUUCAUUCGCCCAUGUAUUCACAAGAACCACAUGGCGAGCUUGUGCGGGAAGGACGAGACUGGCCGCUUCAGGACGCGGGUAGCCCAGGCUUACUCGUCCGAGCUCUGCCGCAUGCUGGCGGAGGCCGUGGAGCUGCUGAUCAAGGAGACGCUCGAGCGGAGGCGGCGCGACAUCCGGGACAUCGACGUGCUGCCCGCCUCCUUCCUGGAGGCCUCAGGCUGA
Molecule: messenger RNA, 4356 nt
Organism: Prorocentrum cordatum
Lineage: Eukaryota; Dinophyceae; Prorocentrales; Prorocentraceae
Source: the annotation of a GenBank genome assembly